CAUUAGAAACGUGGCAAGAGCCUAAGUAACUUUCCUUCGGUCUCCAUCUCCCAAUUGUGUUAACAAAAUGUGCGUCAUUAUUCGGGUUUUGAGAUUAAUCCGGUUAAUGAGCGUCAUUAUUCGGAGUUUUGAAAUUAAUUCAGGUACUGUAAACUAUGGAAUUUGGAUAUAAAUUUGUUACUUGGAAUUCGACUAUGCUAGCUUUAGCUUUCAAUAGCAAUGAGUAUUCCAGAAAAAUAUAAAAACUACAAACUUGAUAAAGAAGUAGAAGGUUCAAAAGAAUUUUUUCAGAACAACAUCCCAGAAUCUUGGACUUUCGAAAACUACCUUGAUAAAACCUUUGAUAAACUGUCAAAAAAUAAUAUAAAAAAUAUCAAAUACAUAUACAGCUGUUUUCAUAAUGACUUACAAUGGCUACUAAAGUUGAAUGAGGUCCCUGAUGAAGUGAAAAAUUACAUCGCGGCUACUUUGAAACCCCAGGAACACUAUACGAAAAAGGAACUGAAGUCGUUUAUACAAAGCAAAAAAGGGGCAACAGUGCACAAGCCGCUCAUCACAAAAAAUUACAUUAAUACCUUUAAUUCAGGUGUAAGUUAUAUCAAACUUUGGUUGACCAACAGACUAAAUAUUUAUAUGAACUUUCAUAACAGGGCACACAAAACAAUUUUUUUGGUGACAGCUUUAGCUCCAAAAGAAAGUAUGAACAAGUCUCAAACGAUAAUGAUAGCAUUAGUACUAACUCUAAGAUAGCCAAGAAGUAAAUAUAUGGCUGAUGUAUACGUAAUUUGCUUCGAUUGCUAACGCAUAAUAUUGAGACUGAGUGAGUCAGCGAGACCGAACAAUAGUUUUUGGAUAAUUUUUAUUUUGGU
Mycotypha africana is the source of this 869-nucleotide messenger RNA. RefSeq lists its product as uncharacterized. The record is from RefSeq and is a predicted model, not a curated record. Lineage: Eukaryota; Fungi; Mucoromycota; Mucoromycetes; Mucorales; Mycotyphaceae. The transcript has 3 exons. The coding region runs from base 220 to 750 and encodes 176 amino acids.